AUGUGUAAGCGGCUCGAUGCUCCUUGGGAUGACAUGACAGCAUCACAUAUACGAGCGGCCCUAUAUUUUGAUCAAGGAGCUUAUCUCGAGGCGUUUGAUGCCCAAAAGGAAGUAGUCCAAUCAUUUCAACGGUCCAUGCCAUCUCUCACUCGCUGGUGUCUGCCUAUUCUUUACGUUAUCAACAACGAUCUCAGAAAUAUUGCAUUAAAAGCAGAUGAAGACUCGACAUUGACAGGUCAACGAAAGAAAUUGGAAGAAGCUGCCAAUAUUAUUAACUUGCAAAAAUCACAGCUCAAACAAAGAAACCUGUGCAAGAACAUUCUACGAGCUCUCAAGGCAGCUGAAAUGCCACCACUUCAAAGUUUUCCGAAAAGCGAUCGAGUUACAUUCCGAUUCUAUCUUGGAAAGUUGUAUUUUCUCGAAGAAGAUUACCCCAAGGCAAGAUUAGCAAGUCGUGAUGCAGAGAAUGAGUUAAGUCUGGCCUUUAGAGAAUGUACAAAGGCUAGUCAAAGAAAUAAAGAAUUAAUUCUGGAAAUUCUACUGCCAAUUCGGUUGAUGCAUGGAGUGGUACCAAAGCCUGAAGCCUUGGCACGAUUCCCUCGUUUAGAACAAUUGUAUGGGCCUUUGACAGCUGCUAUGAAGCGUGGAAAUGUCAGGGAGUUUGAUGAAUGCCUAGUGACAUCUGAGCAAGAAUUGAUUCGACAGGGAACAUAUCUUGCUGUUGAAAAAGCUCAAAGUAUUGCUAUGCGACAACUGUUUCGAAAAGUGUUCAUCAUAUUGGACUCAAACACACGUAUACCAAUUGCACUCUUCAAAAAAGCACUUGAUUUUGUGGGUAUGGAUGUUGGUGUCGAGGAAUGCGAGUGGAUGCUGGCCACGAUGAUUUACAAGGGAUAUAUCAAAGGGUAUCUUUCUCACGAAAAGUCAUUCCUUGUGCUCAGUAAAGCUGAUCCCUUCCCAGCCAUAAACUCUUCUAGUGUAUAA
Phycomyces blakesleeanus NRRL 1555(-) is the source of this 984-nucleotide messenger RNA. RefSeq lists its product as hypothetical. NCBI's taxonomy places the organism in Eukaryota, Fungi, Mucoromycota, Mucoromycetes, Mucorales, Phycomycetaceae. Gene Ontology annotation, cellular component: transcription export complex 2. The record is from RefSeq and is a predicted model, not a curated record. Gene Ontology annotation, molecular function: RNA binding; double-stranded DNA binding. Gene Ontology annotation, biological process: post-transcriptional tethering of RNA polymerase II gene DNA at nuclear periphery; transcription elongation by RNA polymerase II; poly(A)+ mRNA export from nucleus. The transcript is spliced from 8 exons. Bases 1 to 984 code for a protein of 327 amino acids.